UGAGCGAGAGAGGGAGAAGUACGGAGCGCGUUGAAGAAAGAGGGAAGGGGAGGGGAAGAGCACGGAGCGGGAUGACGCCUUGUCGAGGGCGCGAUUACUCCCAGAGCAUCUGGUUUGGGAGCGCGCUCUCGCUCGCGUGUAUACCUACCGCUCCGAGCGAGUAACUUUCUUUCUCGAUCGCGCCGCCAACGGCUCGGUCGCCUCUCAACUGUCGUCAGUCGCGGCUUUCGCACGUGCGCGCUCGGGAGGGGUUUGCCCGAUUGUCGUCGUCGUCCUCUCGCAGUGGCGGGCGCCGCCGUUGCCAUUUAGCGCUCCGCGAGAACUUGUGCAUUGCUUUUUUUUUUUCUUUCCCGUUCGUUUAUUACUGUAUUCUCCCCCUCUUCUCCGCGUAGAUUUUUCUCUUCUUAUUUGUGCCCAGUGAUAGCGGACGCCUGUGAACUCUGUCACAGCGAGCAACACGAGCUCGGCGAAGAGGGUGUUCAACGCUUUCGUCGUCUCGAAACAUCGAGGAAGAUAUCGUACAUUUCCAACCUUCAGUGAUUGGAUACCUUUCUUUGUUUUUUUUUUUAAUUCUGCACUCCGACUGAGGAUUGGUAUGGAGGAGGUGCUUGUCUAGCUUCAAUUGACGGUGUGUGAGACCAUCUGUGAGAUGACCGCACGUUUCUCGAGCCAGCCUUCUCAGGACUGAGUAGGACGGGAGGAGAUUCUCCUUCGCCAUUGUCGUGUCUAAAGAUGAGAUGCCUACGAAGAAGCCUGCUAUGCGCGGUGCAUCGGACUGGGUUCCGGGAGAACAGCUCGUUAGCCGCUGCGGCAGCCGAGAAGCAACGUCCUGUGGAGCACGAUGUGUGCCCCGUACACGGCGACAAGCUACAGCAGUUGCAAGGCAUCAGAAGCCGACCAGCCGGCGCUAUCAGCGACACCGCAAGGCCGUUCCACGAGAUUCCUGGCCCUAAACCAUUGCCGCUGAUCGGAAACAUCUGGAGAUACCUGCCACUUAUAGGCGAUAUGGACCUGACGCGGAUGCAUCGGAACGCGCAGAAGCUGCUCGACCGGUACGGCCCUCUGGUGCGAGAGGUGGUCGUGGGCGACCGCGUGGUCGUGCACGUGUUCGACCCGCGCGACAUGGAGCACGUGUUCCGCCACGAAGGGCGCUACCCGGCGCGGCUCUCGCACCGGGCCCUGCUCAAGUACCGUCGCGAGCGGCCGCACAUGUACAGCAGCGGAGGGCUGUUUCCUACGAAUGGCGAAGAGUGGUUCAGGCUACGGCACAUGUUCCAGAAGCCGCUCAUGCAACGGGACGCCAUGUCUGCCUACAUUGACGUCUUGCAAGAUGUCACCCUGGACGUCGCCAACCUGGUACGGCAAACGCGGGAUAGCAGAACGCUUGAAGUUGAAGACUUCCUCAAGGAGCUCUACCAGUGGGCCCUGGAAUGCACGGGAGUGCUGGCGUUGAACACAAGGCUGGGCUGCCUUCAGCGAGGUUUAAGCAGCGAGUCGGAGCAACAGCGGCUCGUGGAGGCCGCGUCGGAGACGCACCGCAUCAUCAUGGUGACGGAGAACGGGCUGCCUUUCUGGAAGUUCUGGAACACUCCCGCCUACCGGAAGCUGGUCCAGUCGCAGGACUUCAUGGCCAGUGUAGUCAGCAAGUACCUGGAGAGGACGAAAGUGGCGGAUGAGAACGUCGAAACCGGAAGGGAGCUCACCGUGCUCGAAAAGUUCCUGUCUACGCCUGGAGCCGACCUCAAGGAUGUCUUCGCCAUGAUACUCGACAUGUUCCUAGCCGGCAUCGACACGACAGCGUACUCGACCACAUUUAUCCUCUACUACCUGGCAAGGAACCAGCGGUGUCAAGACAAGCUGGCUCUGGAGCUAGGAACCCUGCUUCCCACCAAAGACUCCAAGCUCACCAUGGAACAACUUCAUGAGGCGGUGUACCUCAGAGCCUGUAUUAAGGAAAGUCUAAGACUAAGCCCCAUCGCGAUAGGCAUCGGCCGGGUCCUUCCAGAAGACAUCGUGCUCUCCGGAUACAAUGUUCCUGCAGGGACUGUGCUCAUCAUGCACAACCAAGUGGCCUGCCGCCAGGAGAACAACUACCCGGAGCCCGACGCAUACUGGCCCGAGCGGUGGCUGAAGGAGCGUAGCGAGGGGGGCCGGGCGCACCCGUUCACUCAGCUGCCGUUCGGUUACGGACCACGGAUGUGUAUCGGCAAGCGCUUCGCCGAGACCGUCAUGUGCCUGCUCGUGGCCAGGAUCGUUCGAAACUUCGUCUUGGAGUACAAACACGAGGAUCUCGACUGCUUCACGCGGCUCAUCAACGUGCCAGACAAGCCGCUCAGAAUGACCUUCAUCGACAGAAAUUCAUGAGCCCCGAGCGCUAAACACCCGUGCGGGGGUUUUAAAAUCCUCCCAACGCUUCCUAAUGAGGAAAUAUUUUCGUCAUGUGUGCUGCCUGACGACGGAAGCAAGUCCAGCCAGCGCGCCUUCGUCGACUCACCGCUUUCGCCGAAGAUGAACUAAUGGAAGCACGCAGUGACAACGCAAUCAGAGGUUGCAGCCCUUCCGUGUUUAGCUCAACGAUGACAAAGAAAAACGCACACCGACCAAGCAAAGCUGAACGAUCGAUCGCAGUGCCCGGGGCCGUGCCGUGGUGGGGAAGAGUGUGAAUUCGCUUUCAUGCUUGACUCCCAUGUGUCUCACAGCCACCAGCUAGCGCUUGUUGUUUACGUUCACAUUGUUGAAGAUCGAAUCCAGGCCAAGGCGGCCGUAUUUAGAUGGGGGCGAAAUGCGAGAACACCCGCGUACUUAGAUUUAGGCGCACGUUAAAGAACCCCAGGUGGUCUAAAUUUCCGGAGUCCCCCACUACGUCGUGCCUCAUAAUCAGAAAGUGGUUUUGCCACAUAAAAUCCCAUCGUUUAAUUUUUAAUUUUAACGUUGUUGAAGAUCGUUUGAGACUACAGUGAGUCAUCAGGACUCCCAAAAUCACUCGUCUUAGUGGUUCAGCGGCAAUGCUUAUCUGCUGUAGGACACGAGGUCGCGGGUUCGAAUUCCGACCCCGUAGACCAUGCGCCAGUGAACGAGCAUGGCGCUGAACAGUAUACAGCGUCUUAUUAACUUCAAGUAUAUCUAUGGCGACACCUUAAACUUAAUUGACGGAAGCCACCAGUGCACGUUGGCGCAUUGCGGCACAAACCUGCAUGUUAUACAAAGCACGAAAUUGCCAUUCAGCCAUCUCGUGCAGAACUGAAAGUAAAGCUGCAGCCGCAGCUGCCGUGCUGACGUUGCAGUCUUUGCAAACUCUGGGACUCGUGAGAGUGGACGUGCCUGACAAAUCUCGCGCCCGCAGUUUCAAGACCAAGCACUCGAUUCCGGUGAUGUGUUGUGACAGUCCAGUUAUGUGCGCCAAAAAGUGUUACUUGUUUAGCCUAUGUAUACAAACUAACGCCCAUCAAAUAGAAGGAAACAAGCUGGUUGAGCGGUUUAUUCAUCCUUCAUUGCGUGUGUUUUUAGUGCCAUAGGGCAUAAUUCUUCUAAACCUUCUUAUUUCCUUUCCGUUCUUGGAUUUACGCAUUCAGCAUCGAUGAAGGAAAAAUACGAUUUUCUGGAGUUUAUUUAUUUAUUGUUUUUUUUUUUUUUUGCUGAUGAGAAGACUGGAACACAUGAAUCCGAAUAUGUCGUCGUUAAAUACACUGCACGUCAGACUGGAAAUGUCUUUCUUUUUUAAUCUGAAGAAAUGCGGAGGGUAGCCCAUUUCACAAGGGCUCGUCAGUUUCGUGUGGCCAUCUAACGUCUAGAUAAUAGGGCAGCUUGGACUGUACCUUUGUAUCUGUUGAAUGUCAUGCAAUGUGAACGGUAGAAGUCGCAACCACACAUGCCACGGAGUGACCUACUCAGCUUCAGUAGAACGACGUUAGCAAUUGGCUAGUUUCGGCGCACUUCUUUACAGCUACUUUCGCAUAACAGCAGACCUCCGCGAGCGUAGUACAACCAUAAUACUCUGAGUGCACUAUAGAAGCCGCCCUGUGUCAAAACUUUAAAGUAUGUGCUUGAACGACAGUGCAGUCAAAUCAAAGACAAUAUUUGGCUUGUGAUCAUCUCGUAAUGUGUCUCCGGUCUUACGUCGGUGCCUUUAUAACAUAUGCUCGUUGUGUAUCUGCAACAGGCAGGAGCUACGAAGACAUCUUUAAAUAUAAUGAGCACGAGAACAUGUACAAUUUUUGCCUCUCUUUUAACACAUUCGAAUACUUUUUAGGAGCGCGGAAUAUUGCUCUUGACUGGACCAGUAUUAAUCUACAUUUUUUAUCAGGAGGUCCUCGUUAUGAUGAAAUCCUCUGUGAAGGUCAGAGUUAUUUAACCUCAGUCAGUUACAUUUCAUUCUUGCGAGAAACUCGUCAAGGUCGGUUGCUGGUUAUGGAGGUACGUUACUGUACAAGAGGUCGCGAGCUCGAUUCUGUGUCCCCAGGAUUUCGGAACCUGCACUCGUCGGGCGAUAUUUCGGUGAUGGCCACGCGGACCGCCGUAACUGAGUGGGGAAAACAAAAAAAAAAAUAUCUCUCGGACAAAAUUAGUUAUCGAAAACGACUCGCGGUUAUACACACUAGGAAUCCACUGGAGCUUUCUGGCGAAAUUCUAGUAGCGUGCUGCGCAGCACGUAGGUUCCUCAGACAUUUGAAUAUUUUACUACGGAGCCUAUGGGAGAGUCCCGUUGGCUCUAUCGUGAAAUAUUCGAUUGCCUUGGGAGUCUAGGGGAUCUGCGGCAAGCUACUGGAAGUUCACCAGAACGCCCAAGUGGGUCGAUCUCUAGUAUGUAUAACGGCGAGUAAUUUUCGAUAACUGAUUUUAUCGUGAAAUGUAAUUAUUUUUUUACUUUUCCCCAUACAGUUACGGCAGUCCAUGUGGUCACCGCCGAAAGGUCGCCCGACGUGUGCCUGUUCCGAAAUUCUGGGGAUGCAGGAGGUCGAAUGUGCAGGAGGUCGCGGUUCUCUCCAACCACACUGCGAUGGGGGAGAACUGCGAAAACAUUUGCGUAUAGAGAUUUGUCUGCUAUUUGACAAAUAAUUAGUCUUUUUUUGAGAAGUCGACAAACACUGACACCAAGGACAACAUAGGGGGAAAUUACUUGUGUUUAAUUUUUAAGCCAACAAACACUGACACCAAGGACAACAUAGGGGAAAAUUACUUGUGUUUAAUUGGGUAUUUAUGUGUCCUAGUAGAACCCUGGGAGUGUUAGCCAGCGCCAUCACUCACAUACCUUGGCGGCGGACGUGGAACGUCCUUCUUGCCGCAGGCGUCACGAGAACGUGAUCUUUUUGGGUGAAGGCAACUGGUCAAUAAACCCACACAUGCUACCUGAAGGCAUCAAGGUUGCCGGAUUCGAGACCCUCGUUAUGUAAUAAACGGUCUAAAUAAUAAACGGGACCCUCGGUUAACCCUCUCUCUUCUCGUUUUCGACAAAUAAUUACGAUUCGAUUUUAAGACAUGCACAGAUAGAGAGAAAAAGAGAAUGAACAGGCUGGCCGCUACCACUGGGAGGGGCACAGUGCCUGCCCAGUCUUCAGAAACUAUGCGGGAUAGAAACAUAGAACUGCAAUAUAGGAAGAAGGCAGAAGGAACAAGAUAACAAAUCACAAAAAGCUAUAGUAAAACGACAAAGGAUGGAGAAAUUGCGUGUCGUUGUAGUUACCCUAAAUACCACGACUACGACCUUCCACACAGUUCAUUAGUGACUGGGACGUUGGAGCUUAUGAAUGAAUCACGUUAAACAAUCCAGUCGGCUCUUGUGAUCGAUUUUAAUGAUCGAUUUUCCCAUUUUCACGCAGUAAACAAAGAAUCGCUCUUUUCCAGCUAUGACCUUAGACAAGGGUCGUUGCCUUAUUCGUAUCUCUCUGGCUGGCGCAACAAAUUGCGUAUUUUCAAUUUUCGGGACGUUUGUAUGUGUGGUAGGCAAUAAGAGCGGGAUGAUAAAAGACCUUCGCUUAAUAUAAUUGCUGUCACAGAUCUACAUCAAUGCUCUAACUGGAUUACAGCAUGCAAAUAAGUUUAUCUUGCAUACCACAGUGGAAAGCUGUAUAUAUACGGGGUUUAUUUUUACAUUGUACUAUAGUUACGGGUCGCAUAGUAGACCUGUAGGAAUAAAAUGUGUGCUACGUUAAAAAAAAGUUUGAAAAUUCAUGUGCAGGAAAGUCAACUUCCUGCAAUUCUAUCACUGAUACAAGAAUACUAAUUUAUUGCUUUAUUACACCUAACCAUUCUUUCAUUUGUUUCAAAAUUUGCCCACGUCAGUUUCUUCAUGGCAAGGCUCAAAAUAAAGCUGCACAUCCACACCAAUAAAAAUAAACACUCGUUGCAACAUUCACAAGGACACGGUUUGCUGCUCUUCUCCUUGUCGGCAUGGAUCAGCGCACCCGACUCCAAACUUUGACUUCAAAGCCAAGUUGCACUGGAAUCUCAACAGCGAUUAACGUGAACCAUCAUUACAUGACUUUGCCUCCAACAUCGCGUACAGGAGCUCGCUAAUGUUACACAUGCGAAAGUUAUUCUCGGCAAGCUAAAAUUAAGAUGACGGUGAUUAAAGAGGCACCAGUUUACUGUUUAGCGAGCUUAACUGAACUUCUUGUUGAUGGCAAAAUUGGUGAACGAGAUAACAGCAGUUCAUUUGGCCUUCCAGAAGCUCAAAAACCGCGUUGAAAGACUAGUGUGCUGCCUUACCUAAUUAAGCUUACCCGUGUUGUAACUAGGACUAAUCCAACCUAACUACUGAAGAUUAUGGUACAGCGCCGAUUAAUUCGAUCACGUCGGCAAUUGCGAUGAGGUAAUCUCCGAAAAAGAAAGGGAGGGAAAAAAUGAAAAGAA
Messenger RNA from Dermacentor andersoni, 6849 nucleotides. RefSeq names its product cytochrome P450 302a1, mitochondrial-like. Gene Ontology annotation, molecular function: monooxygenase activity; heme binding; iron ion binding. The record is from RefSeq and is a predicted model, not a curated record. Lineage: Eukaryota; Metazoa; Arthropoda; Arachnida; Ixodida; Ixodidae.